AAGAGAAGUCAGCGUGACGGCGCAACGGAGCAAUAGGAGUCCGGGUUGGCGUGCGCGGGGCGGAGCCCCAGGAAGGCGGGGCCGGGCGGAGGCUGCGGGAGCCGCGGCGGGGGAGACCCGGGCGCGCGAGCUGGGCCUAGGUCGGGACCCUGGCGGCAUCCUGCUGUGUGUCCUGGCGCAGUCGGGCCGUCGGGAGCCAUGCCGCCCCCGUCAGACAUCGUCAAGGUGGCCAUUGAGUGGCCCGGCGCCAACGCACAGCUGCUGGAGAUCGACCAGAAACGGCCCCUGGCGUCCAUCAUCAAGGAGGUUUGUGAUGGGUGGUCGCUGCCCAACCCGGAGUAUUACACCCUCCGCUACGCCGACGGCCCCCAGUUCUACAUCACCGAGCAGACUCGCAGCGACAUCAAGAAUGGCACCAUCCUCCAGCUGGCCAUCUCCCCGUCCCGGGCCGCGCGGCAGCUGAUGGAGCGGACCCAGUCCUCCAGCAUGGACACCCGGCUGGACGCCAUGAAGGAGCUGGCCAAGCUCUCUGCCGACGUGACCUUCGCCACCGAGUUCAUCAACAUGGACGGCAUCGUGGUGCUGACGCGGCUGGUGGAGAGCGGGACCAAGCUCCUGUCCCACUAUAGCGAGAUGCUGGCAUUCACCCUGACCGCCUUCCUGGAGCUCAUGGACCACGGCAUCGUCUCCUGGGACAUGGUCUCCAUCACCUUCAUCAAGCAGAUCGCGGGCUACGUGAGCCAGCCCAUGGUGGACGUGUCCAUCCUCCAGAGGUCGCUGGCCAUCCUGGAGAGCAUGGUCCUGAACAGCCAGAGCCUGUACCAGAAGGUCGCCGAGGAGAUCACAGUGGGACAGCUCAUCUCCCACCUCCAGGUCUCCAACCAGGAGAUCCAGACCUACGCCAUCGCCCUGAUCAACGCGCUCUUCCUGAAGGCCCCGGAGGACAAGCGGCAGGACAAGCACCUUAACCCUCUAGACCUGCCUGUGACUGACAUGGCCAACGCCUUCGCACAGAAGCACCUGCGCUCCAUAAUCCUGAACCACGUCAUCCGCGGGAACCGCCCCAUCAAAACCGAGAUGGCCCACCAGCUGUACGUGCUCCAGGUCCUGACCUUUAACCUGCUGGAGGAAAGGAUGAUGACCAAGAUGGACCCCAAUGACCAGGCGCAGCGGGACAUCAUCUUUGAGCUGAGGCGGAUCGCGUUUGACGCCGAGGCUGACCCCAGCAGCGGCCCCGGCAGUGGCACUGAGAAACGCAAAGCCAUGUAUACCAAGGACUACAAGAUGCUGGGGUUCACCAACCACAUCAACCCCGCCAUGGACUUCACCCAGACGCCCCCCGGGAUGCUGGCUCUGGACAACAUGCUGUACUUGGCCAAGGUCCACCAGGACACCUACAUCCGGAUCGUCCUGGAGAACAGCAGCCGCGAAGACAAGCACGAGUGCCCCUUCGGCCGCAGCGCCAUCGAGCUCACCAAGAUGCUCUGCGAGAUCCUGCAGGUCGGGGAGCUCCCGAACGAAGGGCGCAACGACUACCACCCCAUGUUCUUCACGCACGACCGGGCCUUCGAGGAGCUCUUUGGCAUCUGCAUUCAGCUGCUGAACAAGACCUGGAAGGAGAUGCGGGCCACGGCCGAGGACUUCAACAAGGUCAUGCAGGUGGUCCGCGAGCAGAUCACCCGGGCUCUGCCCUCCAAACCCAACUCCCUGGACCAGUUCAAGAGCAAACUCCGGAGUCUGAGCUACUCGGAGAUCCUGCGGCUGCGCCAGUCGGAGCGGAUGAGCCAGGACGACUUCCAGUCGCCGCCCAUCGUGGAGCUGCGGGAGAAGAUCCAGCCCGAGAUCCUGGAGCUCAUCAAGCAGCAGCGCCUGAACCGGCUGUGUGAGGGCAGCAGCUUCCGCAAGAUCGGGAAUCGCCGGCGGCAGGAACGGUUCUGGUACUGUCGCCUGGCGCUGAACCACAAGGUCCUGCACUACGGGGACCUGGACGACCACCCGCAGGGGGAGGUGACAUUCGAGUCACUGCAGGAGAAAAUUCCCGUCGCAGACAUCAAAGCCAUCGUCACCGGGAAGGACUGUCCCCACAUGAAAGAGAAGAGUGCGCUGAAGCAGAACAAGGAGGUGCUGGAGCUGGCAUUCUCCAUCCUCUACGACCCCGACGAGACCUUGAACUUCAUAGCGCCUAAUAAGUACGAGUACUGCAUCUGGAUCGAUGGCAUCAGCGCCCUGCUGGGGAAGGACAUGUCCAGCGAGCUGACCAAGAGCGACCUGGACACGCUGCUGAGCAUGGAGAUGAAGCUGCGGCUGCUGGACCUGGAGAACGUGCAGAUCCCCGAGGCGCCGCCCCCGGUGCCGAAAGAGCCCAGCAGCUAUGACUUCGUCUACCACUACAGCUGAGCUGCGGCGCGGCCGCCGGCCCGGCUGGGCCCAGGAGCGACCCUCGGUCUGGUGCCUUGUCUUCCGUUUGUACAGAACCUGCAGUGACCACUGGGCAGCUGGUCGGCCCACCCGGGGCUUCCUCUCCACUCAACUCCCCCUUCCCCAGCACCGCCUGAAGGGGACCCAGGAACCCGGCGCCCUGGGCUGCCGCUGGGUGUCACCACAGCCCCCAGCCCAUCUUGUCAGCCCACUGCAGGUCCAGGCUGGACCCAGACGGGGACCCCAGGAGCCUCUGCCAGCGGCCGGGGCGGGGGGGCAGCUUCUGUGCCCAUCUCACACCCGGGCUCCCGUGCCAGCUCGUAGCCGCCGCCCUGGCUCUUCCCUGCCCUCAUGGCUCUCCGUCCCUCCCCCCAGCCGAACCAGACAUGCAGGCCCUCCCGCUCACCUCCGGCUAGACAGCAGGGCUGGCACAGAGGUCUCCCUGCCCCGCCCCCACCCCCCACCCCCCACCCCCACCCCCCGCCCUGCAUUUGUCGCUUUUCCUUCCUGGGGCAGGAGGGGCCCCAAACCUGAAGACGCCGCCCCCCCUGGUCUGCUGUCCUCAGGGUGUUGGCCUUCCCGCGCCCGCCCUGGCACUGUGGUUCUGUGCCCAUGGCUUCAGGGGCUGCCAAGGCCACAGCUGUGUCAACGGCAUGUCACCUCCCCCCGCCCCCGCCCGCACAGCCGCUGCCGGGCACCUGGCACCGGCGGCCACCGGCCAGUACUGCCUGGGAAGAAGACUGUUCUCUUUACUCUCGGCCAUACGUCUACAGACAUGUAUAUAUAUUUAUACGAGACCUGCCCACCCCAGGAUGGGCGUGUGAGGAAGGCAGCAUUGGAGGCCAGUUGUAUUGGUACAUAGCAAAGGGGCCCUUCUGGGCGUGCCAGUAACCUGUUUUCAAUAAAGACUCUUUCACUUACGCACUGA
This is a messenger RNA of Sorex araneus (European shrew), 3346 nucleotides long. RefSeq names its product engulfment and cell motility 2 (gene ELMO2). Gene Ontology annotation, biological process: cell motility; actin filament organization. The transcript has 22 exons. The coding region runs from base 199 to 2397 and encodes 732 amino acids. NCBI's taxonomy places the organism in Eukaryota, Metazoa, Chordata, Mammalia, Eulipotyphla, Soricidae. The record is from RefSeq and is a predicted model, not a curated record.